CCCCCAACACCUGCGGGGCAGCGAACCGAGGAUAUCCGCUAGGUUUUCAGCGAUUUCUUACAGGAAACGGACCAUAACUGAGCUGCGUGGAGACGUUUGCAGCAAUCUUUUAUUUGUGCAAAAUCAAAAGGAAAAGUCAGAUGGACAGCACGCUAGUAUUUGUAAUGAAAGAGGCGCCUUACAAGUGAAACUGACAGCUUGAGUGAAUCUUGACUCUUGAGUUGACUCGAGUCGAUAUAGUCUUCAUGCCACUGCACUGUACUGGUCUUGGCUCUCUAGACUUGGCACAUAUAAAUUUCUGAUAAGUGGCAUCGGGAUUGAAAGAGGAUUGACACUAUGUCGGAAGCUGAGCUGAUUGUCGCAAACUCCAUCAAAGUGUUGACCCAGAAUGGAGAGUGUCGGGUCGACCUCUGUCUUGGUGACAUCACAAGACUGCCGAUGGAGGAUAAAAUGGACGUCAUCGUCAUCUCGGCUUUCAGAGGUGACUACUCUCCCUCUCCUCAGUCAGUGAUCGGUGCCCUCCAGCGCACCUUUAAUCUCAGCGUGGAAGAUGUAGCCAAGGACAAGGAGGAAGAUCUCCGCAAGCUCUACUCCUGCUGGUGGUCUAAGCCCCUACCCAGCAGGCUUCCUUACAGGAGGUUGCUAUGCUUUGAGACUCGCAGGGUUAUGGAUGGACGUCCCCAAGAGUUGGUUGCAAAUGUUUUCCGUUGCCUGGUUCCUAUACUAAACAAUGAAGAUGGAACAGUCAUUACUCCACUGCUCAACGCCCAACAGGGAGCUGAUGAGGUAGCAAUGUUAAAAGGUAUGGUAGAAGCAGCGGUAAACUGGAUGAAAGCGGGUCUUCCCCUAAGACGGAUGAAACUAGUCCUCUACGUACAGCUCAAAGAUGGUGAGGUCCAGGGUCACUCCCUCAAACGAUUUGAGGAUGUGACAAAGACUUUUGAUGACCUCAAAGAACGCUAUGAAAUGCAGUUGCUCCUUCCCAAGGCAGUGCCAUUGGAGUUUGACGUGUACCUGUCAUUCAGCAAAGAGGAUGAAGAGGUUGCCAAGGUGAUUAAGGAGAAGCUGAGCAGUGCUAAGGAGGGCGUCGUCAUCUACGACAGCUCCCAGCAGGCAAUGAAUACAGACAAUGUGUUUCAACAGGACAUGUACUCUGUCAUGAUGAAAAGUGCCAGGAUAGUUACAGUUCUCAGUCCAAACUACCUCAAAAACAAUGCCUGCAUAGAGCAGUACAACAUCGCCCUCUGUUGUAACCGCAGGGCUCUACGGGACAUGCUUGCUCCAUUCUACGUGGACUCUGUGGAGAUGAUGCCAACUUAUAUGGGGCUGGUGCAGUAUGUAGACUGCAGACCCCAUGAUCCAUCCAAGAUCCAAGACGCUUGUUCGUCGCUGUCUGUCUCCCUCUCGAUCACCCUCCACACCGAGCUCACCGUCGCUGAGUUUGAUCCCCUUCGCUAUGAUGUCUUUCUCUCAUACUCUCACCGUGACACGGAGAAGGCCAAUUGCUUUGUGGACAUGCUGCAGAAACUGGCUCCGAAUUUGAAGAUUUUCUUUGACGUACAGGAACUGAAAGCAGGGAAAUCCUGGCAGCGUACCCUCUAUCACUCUAUUGAUGGCUCUCGUUGCAUGCUAGCUCUCAUAUCAGAACCAUACCUCAAGUCAGCUGUGUGUCAGGAAGAAUUUGCCCUUGCUCAGGCCAAGCACUUUCAAAAGGGCAAACAGCACCUACAGCUGGUCCCCAUCUCUCUUGAAGAUCUGGACACCAUCCAACCUGAGUUCACUCACAUCCCAAUGGUCAAGGGAACACCUGAUGUCUUUGAAGAUACUGUCAACACCAUAUGUCCAGCAGUUGUCCACUGGCUAACAGGAGGCAAGGUGGACACAAGUGAAGCUCUCACCAAAAUGUUUGAUGAGGACAAUGUAAGUUCUGUUUUUCCAACAAAGUUUUCAUUUUUCCUCACUUGGGCCUCUCAUAUGCAUGAAUUUGAAUUUGAAUUGUAUUAGUAAACUUCAUUCAUACACAUGAACAUUUUGUUUCACAAUACAUAUAUAAAACAAUUAUAUAAGCAAGAAAAUCAACAAGUGGUAUAGUUUCUCGAGUAAUCACAAAUUAACAAU
This is a messenger RNA of Strongylocentrotus purpuratus (purple sea urchin), 2118 nucleotides long. RefSeq lists its product as uncharacterized. Bases 337 to 2004 code for a protein of 555 amino acids. NCBI's taxonomy places the organism in Eukaryota, Metazoa, Echinodermata, Echinoidea, Camarodonta, Strongylocentrotidae. The transcript has 10 exons. Gene Ontology annotation, biological process: signal transduction. The record is from RefSeq and is a predicted model, not a curated record.